Molecule: messenger RNA, 964 nt
Organism: Ficedula albicollis (Collared flycatcher)
Lineage: Eukaryota; Metazoa; Chordata; Aves; Passeriformes; Muscicapidae
Product: trafficking kinesin-binding protein 1-like
Exons: 2
Coding region: 1-513 (170 amino acids)
Biological process (GO): neurogenesis; neurotrophin TRK receptor signaling pathway; anterograde axonal transport of mitochondrion
Cellular component (GO): dendrite
Molecular function (GO): signaling receptor binding
Source: RefSeq, a predicted model, not a curated record
AUGCUGGGGGAUAUGGGGGUUCAGGAUGUGUCCCUGGUCCCUAGAGCAUCACCUGAACAGCUCCUUCCCCUCAGGCAGGGGCCGGAGAAGGGACUGGUGCCCGCCAGCGCCGUUCCAGAGAGCCAGGGCAGACGGUGCCUCUUCCCAUGGCAGCCAGGCCCCCAUGUAACACCAGCCAAACUGGACACCCCUGUCCCACGAGAGACCCCUGAGCCCAGCCCGGGCUCACCUGUCACUGCCUGGCCCCACAGCAGCCCAGAAUCCCACCGGUCAGACAGGGACACACACCGCAAUGUCGCCACCAUCACUGAGCUGUCCACUGAGAAUGUCCCCGAGGUGGAGCUCAUCAGCCUGCUGGGCGAGCAGCUGCCCCGCUACACGCUGCGGGCUGACACCGUGUUCGGCUAUGACCACGGCGACUGGCUGCGAGCGCCGCCCGGCCCCCUGCAGCCCGUAGCCCCCCUGACCCCCCAGCAGAUAGAGGAGACCCUGCAGUAUUUACGUGAGUUGUGAGGGUGGUGGGUGCACGCCCAGUGUCUGCGCGGGGUCGCAGUGGUGAGGACAGCCUGGGAGUUAAUCACUGCUAAUGGGAUUGACGGGCUGGAUUUCCUCACCCAGAACAUCCCAGGCUAAUUCUGGGGGCAGCUUCUUCUGAGCCAAGCCGGAUAUUGGGAGACAGCCCCCAUCAUUUCCUGGGACCCCCUGCAUGUCUCUGCUCCCCUGUGCUGUGGCUCACAGGUGGGAUACUGGUGGGGCUGGCAGAAAGUGUGCCAGUGAAUCCCAGGGCUACUACUCUCCCAAAUGUGACAGCCCAGAGCAAGGCUCAGGGCCCCUGCUGCCAGCAAAGCUCCCAGAGCUGUGGGGAUCCCAGGGGAAGGUCCCUGCAGCCCCCAUGGCCAGGCAGGGGCAAUGCCCAUGGCAUUGUGGUGUGGUCUGUUCCUGGAACAAGGUCGGGUUCAGCGGG